Paramecium octaurelia is the source of this 377-nucleotide messenger RNA. The record is from the annotation of a GenBank genome assembly. NCBI's taxonomy places the organism in Eukaryota, Ciliophora, Oligohymenophorea, Peniculida, Parameciidae.
AUGAGUUUUGUUUCAAAGAAACCUCUGUAAGCUCUUAAAAUUGUCUGCCAAUUCUACCCUCCUGCUCUAGGAUUAGUGUAUAAGUAAGAAUGUUGAACUAAAGAAGACGACCAGACAAUAAAACAAAAAUGUAUAAGAUUUAAUUUAAUGAGAUGGUUCAAAUCAACGAUGCAGAAAAAAUUACAUUUUUUUUAUUUGAUUAGCAUUCAUUAUAUUUUAAUGAGCAGACUGUUCCUUAUUAACAAAUACUUGAAGUUGUACAACUCAUACUAUCAAAUUAAAAACUUAUGAAAUCAAGUUCUUUGUCUUUUAAGAAGAAACAAUCGCCAUUUACCUAUGAUUAAGCUUUUUCUGAUGAAGAUAUCGACCUUAUUUGA